AUGACGAGAGAAAGCCUUGACAACAUAGAGCGCAUUCAGACUCUGAGGGCGGAAAUCCACAAUCUACUGCCCCACCUCAUUGAUCAUGGACUGGACAACACUGAGGGGCUUCUACGAAUCGCCUGCCCCGAGGAGUCCGAUGCAAUUUUCGCGCAACCCGACCCGAAAGACAAGGAAAAGAUCAAACAUGUCGCGAUUCCAAGACAAGCCACUUCUAUCUCAGAAGUGCUGCAAGAAUGCGCAUUGAUAUUUGAAUCACGAGUGGCAACCCAACAUCCAAACUUCUUCAGCUUCAUUCCAUCGACAAUGCUGCCGGUAUCAUGGGUCGCGGAUCUCAUCGUCAGCGCCUUCAAUCCCCAUGUUGGCGGGAGCUUAGCUGGAUCAAGCUGCGAUGUAGUCGAGAAAUCUCUCAUGAGCUGGCUUGUGUCUAAGAUUGGGUUUCCGAGUGACGAGGCGACUGGUCUUUCUGUUUCUGGCGGGUCCAUGGCAAAUUUCAUGGCUCUUACUGCUGCACGCGACAAAGUCAUCGAGGGCGCGGAGAAUCAUCAUUUGGCGGUGAUUUAUGUUUCCGAAAACACUCAUUUCUCCAUUACCAAGGCAGCACGCAUCUUGGGAUUUUCGGAAAGUCAAGUUCGUCAAAUUCCCGGACUUUGCCCUCGAUCGCUGGCCACGUCAAUUUUGGAAGACAAAGCAGCUAGACGUAUUCCCAUGGCCGUGGUUGCGACACUCGGGUCUACAACUACUGGGAGCAUUGACCCCAUAUCAGAGAUUGCGGAUGUUGUUUCAAAAUACGAUGUCUGGCUUCACAUCGAUGGUGCUUAUGGAUCAUCUAUCAUCUUGUCAGCCUCUUAUGCACACUUGGCAAGUGGAGUCGAGAAGGCCGACAGCUUGUCAUGGGAUGCACACAAAUGGUUAUUUACAAGCUAUGGCUGUGGGAUGCUCUUUGUGAGAAACAAAAAGUGCCUUGCACGUUCGUUCUCUGCGCAUUCGGACUUUUUGGACAAUGGAGGCCGCUUGGAGAACUAUGAGUUCUGGGACUUGAGUUUAGAGUUGACUCGACCAGCUCGUGCAAUGCGACUCUGGGUUAUUCUGAGAACUAUGGGCACCGAAACAAUCGGUCAAAUGAUUGAUCGUGGAGUGCAGCUCGCAGAAGAAGCCGAAGCGAUUCUACGUGAUCGCACUCACUGGAAUAUAGUCUCCCCGGCGCAGAUGGCCAUAGUUGUGGUCCGCUUCCAGCCCGAGACAGUUCCGGAUCGGGAGCUAGAUCAUCUCAAUCAAAAGAUCGCAGAUGUUGCUCUAGAGCGGAACGUGGCGGCAGUGCAAACAGUUCAUUUAGACAAAAAGCAGGCCUUGCGAAUGUGCAUCAUCAACCCCAGGCUAACUUCUCAGAAUCUGAAAAAGGUUCUUCAUACUCUGGACGCGAUAGCAAUUGAGCUCAGCUUGGCUGACCUGCUAGCAUGGCAAAGCAGCUCUCUGUACAGCGAAGUAGGAAUAUGA
Messenger RNA from Penicillium brevicompactum, 1497 nucleotides. RefSeq names its product pyridoxal phosphate-dependent decarboxylase family protein. NCBI's taxonomy places the organism in Eukaryota, Fungi, Ascomycota, Eurotiomycetes, Eurotiales, Aspergillaceae. Gene Ontology annotation, molecular function: pyridoxal phosphate binding; carboxy-lyase activity. Gene Ontology annotation, biological process: amino acid metabolic process. The transcript has a single exon. The record is from RefSeq and is a predicted model, not a curated record. The coding region runs from base 1 to 1497 and encodes 498 amino acids.